UCUUAUUUUUCAUAUUUUUCUGAGUGACACGUUAACUAGGGUAUGCGUUGGCCGACAGCCCCGGGUAUUUAUACGGAAUGAGACUGUUAGUAAUCGAUAACGACGAAACAGUGAGGAGUGGAUUUCCCUAGUUCUCGGUGUGAAACUACUGUGGUUUUCAUUAAGAAAAUUCAUUGUUCCCGCCCGUUACUGUUAUUCCAUGACCUUCGAACACAUUGUCGCGAUUUGAGGACUUUCUUUUUUUUGUUUUCCUCUAAUUUCGUUGAACCACUAGGCUCGAGUGAUUGUUUACAGGCGAGAUCAACAUCGAAUUCCCUGUUGUUUGGAUGGGAUUUAAGCGAGAAACAUCAAAGAACUUCUUGGUCGUUGAUUUAAUUUUCGAGACAAAAGGUCUAUUCAUGUUUCGUGCUAAAAUCAUCAGGAUUUGAGAUUCAGGAUAUUUGAAACUGUUGUCAAGGAAGACAGGAAAACGAUGUUGAGGGGCGACUUGCGGGGAACUGUCAGCAUUCCGGUAUUACGUGAAAUUAAACUCGGAUGGGAAUAUAUAAUCAUGAAGAAAAUAAUCAUUGUCAGUGGAAAAUUGAAGAGAAAGGACUUGUAAUAUUCACGCCGCUUAAAAUCUUCCGGAAGAAAAACGGAUUCAACAAUGAGGAAUUAGAAAUAAAAAACAGUUUGAGCUCAAGAAAAAAAAAUAUUUAUCAGAACAACAAACUAAGUUGCCAUCUUAUCUUUGAGCGCCAAUGCCUCCUGUUGGAGUAGCUGAGUGUCCCUGAGAAUCCUGGGGAGACUCGAGAGGACAGACUGGCUCGUUUCUUCGAGGGAGCCAUUGACUUGUUAUAAGGGGUCUCGAGGGCAGAGCGUCAAGGGAAGCGCAGAAAGGGAAAUCCUAGGGCCAAAUCGAUACUCGUGGUACCAGAACCCUUAUGGUAAUUAUUUGAAAACAACCUGGUGGUUUGAUAAAAAAUAAAACGCUCGUAUGCAGCAGCAACGUAACACCGGCGUUCCUUCAGCCUCAGUGACAACGUCACCAUCAACAAUGGCAAAUAUGUUUUCACAGCAGUACUGCCUUAGAUGGAAGUACCAUCACAGCAAUCUGCAGACUAUGUUCUCGCAAUUGCUCGAGAGACAGGCGUACUGCGACGUUACACUAGCUUGCGAGGGCCAGACACUCAGGGCGCACAAGGUUGUCCUGAGUGCGUGUAGCACAUACUUCGAUACAAUAUUGUCGCAGUACGAGGAGAAGGAUCCAAUAGUAAUAAUGCGUGACGUGAAAUUCUCAGACAUCAAAGUACUCGUUGAAUUCAUGUACAAGGGGGAGAUCAAUAUCGAUCACACAAGACUGGCAUCUCUGCUGAAAACCGCAGAGGAUUUACACAUAAAAGGAUUAGCGGAGGUGACCUGGCGAAGUGACUCAACGCAAAAUGAACUGAAUAACAGUGGACACAGCCCUGGAGCGGGAACACCUGGUGUUGAGACUGUACUGAGGGAAGGUGAUGCAGACGAGCCACCACCUCCAAAGCAAAAGCGUCGGGGUAGACCGCCCCUCGACGAUCCACCAUCGGCUCACGACGUAUUCACACCGAAAGUAACAUGCAUCACUGGAAACGUAGGAACAUUUCCUGAGGAAAUGAUGAGUGAGGGAGAUCACGAGAGCUGGGACGACGAGAUGAUGAUGAAUGAGAACAAUGAGCCUCCGCUGCCAGUGCUGUCCUACUUGUCCAAGGAAGACGGCAACUCAGACCAAGAAAAAAAACCUUCUACAGCUCCUAGCACUCCGUCAAACUCAAAUGCAACGAACCCAGCUAUUCCCGAACAAUUCCGUGAUGUUGUAAAAAUGAACGACUACCUGACAACAGGAAGACGACAAGAAUUCUGGGAAGAGCCAUUUACGAGACGCGUUAUGGAUGCUAUCAAGAGUAAAGAACUGGAGAUGAAGACUGCCGCUGAGAUACUUGGCGUAUCCUAUGGAACACUCUACGGAAGAUACAGAGACAGUUAUGGUUGCCUUAAACACCCGUACAGAGUCCGAGACUUUUGGUCAGAGCCAGGACCAGCCGAAGUUCUAUCCAAACUUCGAAGGAAAGAAAUAACCCUCUUCAGGGCAGCCGAAUUUCUCAAUGUCACCGUCCACACACUUGCGACGUAUCUAUCAACGUUACAAGGCCCCGACAGAAUUUCAUUGGCCGGUGAAUUGAGCGCUGCAAGCCCUCUUGAUGGCAACGACGUUGAUCCCAAUAAUGAGUCAGUUAAUGAAAUAUUGCAAAAGUUGAAUGCAGCUGGUGCAACAGCUACGAUACCAACAACAUCGGCAUCGAUAAAGAGAGAGGGUGGUGGAUACAUCGAUCUACCGACAACAAUACCAAAAGCAGCGAGUUCAGUACUCGAAAAUAAUCCGGACAUUACGAUCGUUAAGACAGAGAGUAUUCAACGCAAGAGGGAAUACUCAAAGGUAUCUAAUACCGAGAAUAAUAAUGCUAAAUUGAUGAGUGGUGGGGCUGUCAGUGAAUUGCAACAGAAAAUAACGGAUCCCUUGUCGUUAAACAAUGAUCAUAACAAACCAUAACUGUUCAGGCCUUAUUUGACACCGAAUUUUCCGAGAUUUGUACAAAAUCAUGGAUACAGGAGGGAUCUCUGCCCUAGACGAUUUUAUUCCAACCUGUUCAGUAGAUUUCUCACCAAUUUUCAGUUGAAGUAAACGAGCAUUUGUUUGAUUAUUAUUAUUAUUACCAUUAUUUCUCUAUUUUGACAAAAUCGAAGAUGAACUUUCGGUUAUUUUAGACUUUUUGAACAGAUGUGGGAGGAGGAAGAGGGGAAUUUCCUCCUCCUUCUUCGAUUAAUUUUCUGUUGAAACUGGAAAAUGUGGGGAAAUCUGCUGAGAUUAUUGCUAGUAAAUACGAAAUAUUCACGUGACACCUCAGAUAUACUUUUCGGAUUGUCUCCCAAUAACUCUUUAAUGUGAAUAAAAUAAUGUGUGACAAUAUCCUCAGCUCUAGGGCAGAGAUGAUGGGGCAGUUGUUGGGAUAUUCCUUCUGUAUGAUUUUUGUUCAAUCGUUUGCAAUAGAGAGAGCUAGCUCAUGAUUUUCGGGAUGAUUUGUUCAUGCUGAGGGAAAUUAUUAUUUCAAUGGUCUAGCAGUGUUUACAGGCGAGUGUCAAAAUUAUUGAAAUUUAAAUGCCCUGUAAAGUGAAUUUUCCAACAUUUAUCUCGCCAAACUGCAUGUCAAUCAUCGGAAAAUAUCCAUGACCCCGAAAUCAGCAGAAGUUUUAUCUCUUUCGUAUAAUGGAGAUGUAAAAAAAAAAGCCUGCAAUGACACGAGAAUGCAUACCCAUACGCGAUUAAUUCCACGAGGGAAAUUCAAUGAAACAGAAAAGUUGGUGAGUUUUUAAAAAUACUAACUCGUGACGGAAAUUGGGUAAGUGAUUUUUCAUCUAAAAAAAAAUGAAACUGGAGAUGGACUGACGUACGAUAUAGAGACAAAUGAAUAUAAAUAAUAAAUAAAUAAAUGGAAAAAUGGAAGAAUGGAGGUGCGAAUGGGGAUACACGCAUAGCGAGUACAUAAAUAUUUAUCAUACUAUUGCCUAUGUGAGCGUUUAGAGAACGAUAAAUGAAGAAUUAUAUUUUUUUCUCUUUUUAUAUAAAAACAAACAUUGGUAUAGAAAUAAAAUAUGCACUCGUAGAUGUUUUAGAAACGUUAAUAGGUGUUACAUUUAAUGCGAGCUUUUUAUAGCAAUUUUAAGUGAAACUUUUUUUAUUUAAGAAAUAUUAAAUAUAAUUUGAUGGAUCAGAAAACAUUACUUGAUUGUAUAUCAAAGACGUUUUAUUAGUUGUAUUGAAUAUUAAAUAUUAUUUACGAUUGUUUGAGACAGAAAUGAAUCACAAACGUCCAUUUGUAAAUAUCGGUGCAAUAGAGAUUUCUAGAGGAAGAACUUAUAUCAUUUGUCAGAAUUAAGUCGCUUUUUUUUUUACAUGAAUUAUGAAAUCAUAAUUUUGAUGCCUGAAUAUGUGGAAUUAUUCGCAUUGGGAUCAGUUUCGUGAGUAUUCUGCAAACUUGUUUAAGUGACAUUUGAAAUAGUUCUGUGAAGGAUAUUUCUGGAAAUAAAUAAAGUGAAGAUUUGUGUUUAAGUCUUCAGGAUUUAUUUGUCUGUAGGAAUGUCUUUUACUCUUGAUCGAAAUCACUGUUUCAAAAUAUUCAUUUCCCCAAGUCUCCAAACUAUUCAUACUAGUUAUCAUAGGGAUAAUAUCUACUCAAUUCAUGCUUUAUCGUUGAAUAUCGACGACAUAUUCAGGUCAAUGAAUUUGCUUCUUAUGCUUGUUCACACCUUAUGAUUAUGUUUUUUUCUAUUAGGAAAAAUCAUUUAUUAUUAUUUUUUUUCUCGAGCUAGACACAAAAUUGUGAGGCAAGAGCGUAUAAUUGAAUGUGAAAGGAAAUAAAAUAUUGAAAAUUCCCCUAAAUGAAAAUUAAUAAUGACUGGAUAAACCGAGUAUUCCUGUUUGCUGAUUGUAAAAUUAAGUAAGAAUUUAAGAAUUAUAAAUAAUAGGUAUUUUUCAUUGAAUAUUUUUCGAUGAUAAACAACAAAAAAUAAAUAAGACUUAGUUCCCUUCGAUUUUAUCAUGCUUGGACACUUGUGGAGGCGUUUGAACGGUACUUUUUUCCUGUUCAUAAAACAUUGGAUGAGUAUUUUUGCAUUUCUUGUGAUAUGUAUAUACUAUCUAUUUAUUCUUCUGGAAUUUCGUGUAUUUCAAGAGUGAAAUUCCCUAAUUGAUUCGUGUGGAUUAAUUUGAAAAUUUGUUUCAAAUCGAUUUUCGAUCAUUAAUAGAAAAUUAUUGUGUCAAAGACUGGAAAGUGAUAACAAAAUUGAUUAAUAAAAACGAAAAAAGGUGGACAACGUGGAAAAAAAUAAUGUUUCUUCACUCGCUCCCCACAAAUGUCCUACAAUUCUCACACUUGAAUUCUACAGUAAGUUAUCAUCUGUUAUGACUUCCCAUUUAUAUUUUAUCCACAACUGCUUCAUGAUUGCAAAAGAAAAAAUGAUAAUUUAUCAAAAUUGACGGAUGUACACCCUCUCACGACUUUUCAAUUGAAAAAAAUAAUAAUUUUGUGAUUGAGUAAAAUAAGGAGACGUGCGUUGCAUUUAUAUUUUUUCUCAGACUUGAAUUCCUCUUCAAACUGAUAUCUCUCAGGAACUAGUGGUUUUAAGGCCAAUCUGACUGGAGCAGUUGCAGAGCCAGAAUAAUUUCUGAUUCCCCCAUCGUUAAAUUCGUGAUAACAGGAUAUGAGAAAUUAUCCUGGCCAUCCCCUGCCACUGGCCAACACCACAAUUUUCUUGUAGUCUUACAGAUAGUCAACACUUUAACGCAGAAAACAAUAUCUAGACCCCCUCUCCCCCUACUCUUAAGACUCUAUCUCUUUCUUUUAAUUGAUCACAAAAUUGAAAACUUCCGAACAAAAUACAUUGCGCCUCACCGAACAGUGGGUCGAGUUAAACGAAAUAAUUGAUAGAUAAUCGUUUAUUUUAUAAUAAUAAAAAUAAGACUAAGACAUACCAAAUGAGAAGCGUAAGAAUUUUUUUUAGAUUUAGUAUUGUAUCGCAUAUCAAGAGAGCGAAUGAAAAAAAAAAAAUACAUGCUAAAAGCACUCUGUAUUGCCUGUAAAAGCGUCCUAGUGUGAUGGAGAAAAUAAUGAAAUAUCAAAAGAGCAAAAAUAAAAAAAAAUAUCGAGGUUGACCCGUGGACAAUGGAGGAAGAGCCUCUCGGAAAUUUGGAAAAUCAAAUGAAAUUUUGAAUGUCAUACUAGGACGCAAAGACCACUACUCUAGCAAGGGUAUACGACUAGAAGUAUUAAAACAAAAAAAAAUAUUUAACGUUAAUUAAACGGUCCAAAAUGAGUGGCCAUAUUUUUGAGACAGCAAUUACCGGUCGCGCACUCGUCUUACAUUAUAAUCAUUAUUUUCAAUCUUACAUUAUUUAAUUUGUAUCAGUUGUAUUUAAGACACCCUACACGCAUAUACAUAUAUGAUAGAUAAAUAUAUAUACAAAUAUAUGAAAAACACAUUCAUAUAUAAAUAUAUAUAUAUUCAUAUAUAUGUAUGUAUAUAUAUAUAUAUGAAUUUGAGUUGAAAGGAGAAAAGGAAAGAUCGUGGAACAAUUUCUCGAAUAAUUUCAUUUUGUACAAAUUUGUAACUUUAAUUUUCAUUAAAUUGAGAGGACAGUGAAAAACAUGUGAAAUUGACGUAGAUAACAGUGGGUACUAAUUA
Fopius arisanus is the source of this 6252-nucleotide messenger RNA. Its product is annotated as protein tramtrack, beta isoform. Gene Ontology annotation, cellular component: nucleus. Gene Ontology annotation, molecular function: protein binding. NCBI's taxonomy places the organism in Eukaryota, Metazoa, Arthropoda, Insecta, Hymenoptera, Braconidae. The transcript is spliced from 13 exons. The record is from RefSeq and is a predicted model, not a curated record. Gene Ontology annotation, biological process: regulation of transcription by RNA polymerase II. The coding region runs from base 977 to 2563 and encodes 528 amino acids.